This is a messenger RNA of Megalobrama amblycephala (Wuchang bream), 2141 nucleotides long. Its product is annotated as solute carrier family 46 member 3. NCBI's taxonomy places the organism in Eukaryota, Metazoa, Chordata, Actinopteri, Cypriniformes, Xenocyprididae. Gene Ontology annotation, molecular function: transmembrane transporter activity. Gene Ontology annotation, cellular component: lysosomal membrane. The record is from RefSeq and is a predicted model, not a curated record. Gene Ontology annotation, biological process: vacuolar transmembrane transport. The transcript has 9 exons. Bases 310 to 1665 code for a protein of 451 amino acids.
AGUUUAUUACAUUCUGUUCAUGGUUUUAAUUUCCAGUCAUUUGAUUUAUGAAUUUUGAGCUGACUUGUAAAGUACCCGCUUCAUAAAAUCAACAUUGAACCACUGCAAUCAAUGAACGAAGGUCUUAUGGGUGUGAAACAACAUGAGGGCUUCCCAAACGAAUAAUGAGAUCAGAACACAACAUACCAUGAUGUGAUCUCUCUCUCUUCGCUGUGCCCUGUGACUUUCAAGUGGAUUUGAAGGCAAAGGCAAACAUGCUUUGAAUAUGGAAAAAUUUCUCCUAUUAUAACUUACAGAGCAGGAAGUGGGAUGGGUCGUGUGUAUCUGAUCGAGCCGGCUGUUGGCUUUUAUGCGUUUGCCAUGUUUAUGAUCUACCCUCUGCUGCAGCAGUAUGUGUACCGUAGGCUGUGGUUUGAACUGAGUGGCACAACCUACCCUGCAGAGAGUCUGUCUCAUUGCUCAAACAACCACAGCUAUGUCACCAUACACCAGGCAGUGCAGAAGGAGACAUCUCUUUUCCUCCUCCAGAGUGAACUGUGCUUUCUCAUUCCCAGUCUCAUAUCUGCACUACUCCUGGUCUCAUACAGUGACUACUGCGGGCGUAAAGUUGCCAUCGUUCCUCCUCUGGUGGGCGACACUCUGUUCUCCCUGAGCUACGUUUUGGUCAGUAGAUUCUCCUUCAGCCUCAAUUACCUGUUAGCUGCCUCCUUCCUAUCAGGCCUGAUGGGCGGACCCGCCAGUCUGAUUGGCGGAUGUUUCGCCUAUGUGGCUGAUCUCUGUGGAGAAGGUCCGGAAGGGCAGAAAACUGUCCGAAUGGCUCGACUGGACAUGAUUUUAGGGGUUUUGUCUGGUUUAGCUUCUCUGUGCACUGGAUUCUACAUUGAAGCAGCUGGCUUCACUUGGCCCUUUCUCACCGCAGCCUGUGUGCAUCUGGUAAACCUCCUCUAUGUGCUGGUGGUUUUGAAGGAGUCCCUGGUUCUUCCAAAUCCCAUUCUGUCAACGUCCAGCCCCUCAGCUUCAGAAGCCCCUCGACUGCGACAGUCUCAAGCUCUUACCGCCCGUCUGCAAGGCGUCUACCUGCUCUUUGCGGCCUCCAAAAGGAGAAGGAACGUAGUGCUGUUGCUCAUGCUUGCUGCUUUUGCCUUUUUCAGGGUAGCUCUCCAGGGUGGCAUUUCCAUCUUCAUCUUGUAUGAACUGAACACUCCUCUGUGCUGGAGUGAGGUGUUGGUGGGUUAUGGCUCAGCUCUCUCCACUGCCAUGUAUCUGGUGAGUUUUGCCGGUGUGGCACUGCUGUCCCGCUGUCUACCUGAUGCCUACAUCAUCCUACUGGGGUUGAUGUCAGUGGCAGCCGGCCUCAUCAUGGCAGCAUUUGCCAAGUCUACUCUGCUCAUGUUCCUGGUGCGACUGCCUUUGCUGCUGUCCAUCAUGCCAACUCCUGUACUACGAUCAAUGAUGUCCAAAAUAGUGUCUGGAUCUGAACAAGGUGCCAUGUUUGCGUGUAUAGCCUUUGUGGAGAUGUUGAGUGUUGGCGUUUCAUUUACAAUGUUCAGCAGCAUCUAUGCAGCUACACUGUCCUGGUUUUCCGGGUUUACUUUCCUGCUGGCUGCAGCCCUCACUCUCAUACCAGCCACCCUGAUCUGCAUGACUGAUUUUAUCUCAGACUGAGGCUGUGUCAGAAAUCGCAUACUCUCUUGAUGUUAUUCUUUGUCUCCGUCUGGAUGUGUAUGAGGAAUCCAUCGUACUGACGCAGGAGAGCAUGGAAAACCAUACAGAAAUCUUUGAACUUCCACCAUGACAUGGACACUGGAAAGUCUUUGGCAUGACAAUAGUGUCCUCUAGUGGGAAAUUAGAAAACAAUUACAUGAAUGGAGAGGUUAAAUCUCUGAACUCUGAUAUGAGCGUUGAUGUUCUUGUUUUCUUCUUGGGUCCUAAAUGAAUGGUUCUUUAGGAUGAAGAACAGCUGAAAGAUACUGUCAUUCUCAUUUGUAAAAAAUGACUAAAGAAAUUCUGUUUUUACUGUAGAUUUUAUUUAAUUUCAUGCAUACUUGUAUAAGGUGGCAUUUGAAAAUUGCGUAACAUGUUGAUAUAUUUUCUGAAAUACGAUAUUGUAUUUUUUAAAUAAAGUCAUUUGUAAACCUUAA